GGGCGGCUCGUGUCCCCACGCUGGGCGAACCCAGCCUGCGUCCCGUCCCCACUCCCCGCCUUGGGGUGGUCCGCGGGGGCGCUGCGCUGCUGAGCCGCAGGACUGGUCGCUGCUCGCCCGAUCCCAGCGCUGCUGAGCCUGGGCGGCCGGAGAGGAGCCGGGGCUGGGGCUGGGGCUGGGGGGGAAGAGGCGCCCCGGAGCCCGCGCCUGCCCCCCAAGAUGCGAUGGGGGGUCCUCCUGCUGCUCGCCCUGCUGCGCGAGGCCGCGGGGGAAGCUCGCGGCAGGCUGGAGGCAGGACGCCUCCCCGGCCACUCCUUGGAGCGGGGAACAGGGACAAAGCUGCUGGGCUGGAGGCGGAAGAUUCGGGAGAGUUUGCUGGAGACCGACGAGACCCGCAUCAGCCAGGACCUAGUAGGAGGUAGCUUGGCCAUUGACACCCUGCCGGACAAUGAGACACAGAUUGUGGAAGACAACCAUAGCUACUACAUGUCGCGGUUCUACGGGCCGGGGGAGGCGCGCACCAAAGAGCUCUGGAUCGACAUGGCAGAAGCCAACAGAAGCCAAGUGAAAGUCCAUGGGAUCCUGUCCAACACGCACAGGCAGGCCUCGAGAGUCAUCCUGUCCUUUGACUUUCCCUUUUAUGGCCAUCACCUGCGGCAGAUCACCAUAGCGACAGGAGGUUUCAUCUUCAUGGGGGAUGUCAUUCACCGCAUGCUCACAGCCACCCAAUACAUUGCGCCCCUGAUGGCCAACUUCAACCCCAGCUACUCCCGCAACUCCACCAUCAAGUACUUCGACAAUGGGACAGUGUUUGUGGUGCAGUGGGACAAGGUCUAUCUUCAUGGGAAGGAGGACAUCGGCAGCUUCACAUUCCAGGCUGCUCUGCACAGCGAAGGGAGAAUCAUCUUUGGGUACAAGGAGAUCCCCAUGUCGGUCCUGGAGAUCAGCGCCACACAGCACCCUGUCAAAGCCGGCCUGUCCGAUGCCUUCAUGCUCCUCAACCCUUCCCCUGACGUUCCAGAGUCUCGCCGCAGGACGAUCUACGAGUACCACCGCGUGGAGCUGGACACCAGCAAGGUCACCAGCGUGUCGGCCGUGGAGUUCACCCCACUGCCCACCUGUCUCCAGCAUCAGAGCUGUGACGUGUGCGUGACCUCGGAGCUGACUUUCAACUGUAGCUGGUGUCAUGUCCUGCAGAGAUGCUCCAGUGGGUUUGACCGAUACCGUGAGGAGUGGCUGUCACAUGGCUGUGGCCAAGAGUCGGACGAGAGGACCUGUGAGGACUGGGCAGAGAGCGACCACUACUCACCGUCCCCAAACAGCCCCUUCACGUCAUUUGAUGAAGAUGUCACUACCUCCUCUCUUUUCAUUGGCAGCCUCACCACGGAAGAUGACACAAAGCUGAAUCAGUUUGCAGGAGGGGAUGGAGUGAGAAAUGACCUUCCCACAAAGACAUCUGGAGCCCCGAUUCACACCGGGACCAUCGUGGGCAUAGUCCUGGCCAUCCUGCUCAUUGCAGCCAUUAUUCUUGCUGUAAUUUACAUCAGCAGCCACCCCACCUCCAACGCUGCCUUGUUCUUCAUUGAGCGGAGACCACACCACUGGCCAGCCAUGAAGUUCCGAAACCACACCAACCACACAACAUACUCUGAGGUGGAUCCUGCUGGCCAUGAGAAGGAGGGCUUUGUGGAAGCAGAACAGUGCUGAGCACAUUCCUUUUCCUUCCCCGCCCCCACAACCUCCCUUGUCUUCAGGGUUAGAGUCUCCUGUUAUUCUACUGCAAACUCUCUCCUCUGUCGGGAAAGGAACAGGAACCAGAGGCAAAAGACCCAAUGGAGCAUUGAAAAAGAACGAAUCAGGGCAAUGCAAAGAUGCGACUCUGCAGGACUCCUCUGGGAACAGCAGAGCCUGAAGCAGGGGCAGUGCAUUAUGACAUCAGUCUGCCUGCAGUUUGGUGCCAGAGCCCUGGGGGUGUCAGUAGGGAAAGCUGUAGUUGAGUUAGGGGUUUUUUGUGUAGUGUUGACUUCUUCCCUUCCCCCUCAGGCAUCUAAGAUGAGCAGUUCCCAAUCUGGGCCCGCAUCCUUUCCUCCUCCACUCAUCAUUCCACCCCACUGCUUCGAACCCUACCCGUCUCUCCUUCAGGCUAAUAGCUCUCCCCCUCUGUCCAGGGAGCAAAGAAGAUCUGGCCGUUCUAAGGCUCAUGCCCUGUAAAGGAUUCACCUUCAGUGGCACUUCUCCAAUCACCUGUCCUUUCUGGUCAGUCACAUUAUUUUGCUGAUGCCCCUGAGGGAGAUGUAGUGGUGGAUGAGAGACCUCAGAUCCCUUCCUCCAAACCCAGGUUGUCUUCUACUCUCAUCACAGCCGCCAAACCAGAUCAGAUUACAAUGGGAGAGGGUGGGGAAAGAGCAUUAUGGAAAAUGUUGUUCUCCCAGAGCUAAAACCUGAAGUAAACUCAAGCAAAUUUUUCACUGAAGUCAAUGGAAGUUUCAUCUUAGUGAGGACAGAGAUCUAGAGAUUGAACUCAGUUGCACUGUCAUAAAUCCUGAGUAACUCUAUUGGAAUCAAUGCAUCUAAAGCCUGAUCCAAAGUCCAUUGCAGUCAAUGGGAGUCUUUCAAUUUACUUCAGUUGGCUUUAGAUGAGGCCUCUACUGGGGAUUUUCACUGGUAUCACAUUCUGGCCCUGAGUAAGGACUUUAGCAUUAGAUCUCUAGAGGUUUUCUUUUUCUUAUCCUUU
Molecule: messenger RNA, 2734 nt
Organism: Caretta caretta (loggerhead turtle)
Lineage: Eukaryota; Metazoa; Chordata; Testudines; Cheloniidae
Gene: PLXDC1
Product: plexin domain containing 1
Source: RefSeq, a predicted model, not a curated record